UAACUGUCGUAUGGCGCGCUUAGAAGGAACGCCUUCCUCCCCUCCUCUCUCGUAAAUUUAAAUAAAUCUUUUUUAUUAGUCUAUGUCUGCGACUCCUAACGGUGGGUUCGCAGCAAAUGGUAGGGUUUUUUUAGAGAUCUACCAAUCUUGAGAGAAUUAUCGAAACGAAUGGCAAUCAAAACGUUACACACAUCCCACUUCCGUUUUUCCUUCAAACACCAAUAUGAAGCAGAACAGUGAUUCCACAAAUUUGUGUUCUUUCCUGUUUCUUUUUGGGGGUUGGCCAAACAACAGUUUUGUGAUGCCUAAAAGACUCACAAAAAUGUAUGCCAUAAGUUGUGUACUAUAAAGUUCAUUAUCUGAUACUUAACGUGUUACCCUCAGUUGGCGGAUUCACUCACACUGGUGAGGAGGAGAGAGAUUAAAACAGUGGGGUCACAUGGCAGUGAAAUAGAAGAAUUACACAAUAACGAUUCCUCCGCUCCACAGGGGGCGCAAUUACAUCGCCGCUGCCUCUCUGUCAUUUGAACAGGAAUAAAAGAUUUAGCGGAAGUGCCAAAAGCUAGGAGAAGAAGAAGGAGCCGGUAGCCGCGGCUUCCCAGAUGUUUAAAAGCGGUCCGGCCGCUCUAACCGAGCAUCUUUUUUGAAGGGUUCUUCCUUGGAUGUGAGAGUUCUGUGGAUGGCAAAAAUGGAUCGACUUGCAGUUAAUCUGUGGGUGAAGAUGGAACCUUUUAUAGUGGGAGCCUUGCAAAUCCCACCUCCCUCCAAGUUUAGCAUGCAUUAUCUCCGGAAGAUGUCAACGUAUGUCCGAAUACGUGCCAGUGAAGGCUGUUAUCCAUAUCUUUCCUGGCCUAUGUGGAGACACAUUGCUUGUGGGAAGCUGCAGAUAGAAAAGAACCUGGCUUGGUUAUACUUUGAAUUAUUCAACAGUCUUGUUGAUCGGACUUCAGAGGAGCGACUGGAGUGGGCAGAGGUGAUAUCCUGCUGUGCAACUGAGGAGGAGGCAGAGAAGCAAAAGAAUAAGUUGUCUGUGGACACUCUACAGUUCCUGCUGUUUCUUUAUAUUCAGCAACUAAACAAGGUAUCCCUGAGAACAUCCCUACUUGGAGAUGAGUGGCCAAAUCCUAGAUCCAAGUAUUACAGUCUGACUGGAGAAUCCACCAAUCAGAUUAAGAACUGGAAUGACAACUACCAGCAAGACUUUGUCCAGCACCAUCUCCAAGAUCUUCUGGAAUUGUUACUGGACCCAGAGCAGCUCACUGCCUCCUUGCACUCUACCCACAAUAGCCUGGUGUCGCUUGAGGCUGUUCGUGCUCUUGGCUUCCUUAUUGAAGGAUGUGUGAACAAAAGCAGGACUGUCCACCCUCUGCAUGAGCUUGCACUCUGGCAGCCAUUACAUGCAAAAAGUGGUUUCUCAAAGAUCUCCAAAGCCUUCUCCUUCCCCAAGCUUGAGACCUGGCUGAGGGCUUGUCUGACUGGGAAUCCAUUUGGGACAUCAGCCUGUCUCAAGUCUGGGAAGAAACUUGCAUGGGCACAGCAAGUUGAAGGAACAACCAAGCGAGCGAAGAUAGCCUGUAAUACUCAUAUGGUCCCUUUAGCACACCGUAUAGUGGUAAUGAGCCAAGUUUACAAGCAAACAUUGGCAAAAAGUUCAGAUACCCUAGAAGAUACUCACGUGAAGAUUCAUCGCUGCUGUGAAUCCUUCAUCUAUUUGCUUUCUCCACUGAGAUCUGUCACCAUUGAGAAGUGCAGGAAUAGCACCUUUGUCCUUGGCCCAGUGCAGACAGUAGUUCACCUCCACAGCUGUGACAGUGUCAAACUUAUUGCUGUUUGCCAUCGUCUGUCUCUGUCAUCAACCACCAGUUGUACCUUGCAUGUUCUCACCCCAACUAGACCUCUCAUCUUAUUGGGUAACCAAGCAAUAACCUUUGCCCCCUUCCACACCCAUUAUCCAAUGCUUGAGGACCACAUGGGCAGGACUGGCCUGGCUACAGUGCCUAACUAUUGGGAUAAUCCAAUGUUAGUAUGCAAAGAGAACUGUGAUCGGAAUGUCUUCAGACUCCUCCCACCAUCAGAGUUUUACCCCUUUGUUGUUCCAUUUGAAAUGGAAGGAGACACAACAGAAAUACCUGGUGGGCUGCCACCUGCAUACCAAAAGGCACUGAGUCAACGAGAGCAGAGAAUACAGAUCUGGCAGAAGACUGUGAAGGAGGCAGGGCUGACGAAGGAACAGAGGAAGACAUUCCAGGUAUUGGUGGAGAAUAAGUUCUAUGAAUGGCUAAUCCACACAGGCAGUCGCCAACAACUUGACAGUCUGGUGCUUCCUGCUGCAGUUUCUAAGCAGGCAGCAGGAUAGGAGAGCUUUUGAAGGACACAGUUGUUAGUUCUGGAGAUGCACUGUGCCAUAUUAAAGUGUUUACCUCGCAAUAGACUGGGGCCAAGCUGAUUAAAAGCUCUUCUGGCAUUGUUAAUGAAUUUGGAAACUUGAAUUUGCUUCUUACUGUCAAAGAGGAGAUGGACUUCCCUUCUCUGUUCCAGCUGUCACAAUAUCUUCCCUUGCUGCUUCUUUCUCAAGCAGCCAGCCUCUCUAGGAAAUGAGCCAAGACUUUGUUGUUACCACGUCUAUCCAUGGCUGAGAGAGAAAUUUAUGUUUAAAGGUGUCCCCAAAAGGAGUUGCUUUAGAUAGCAGCAAGGUUCUGGAUGCUGAAUGAACUUUCCCCCUUCUAUUAACUGAACGUUGAUUGUAUAAAAUCCACUAGAUGUAUUUUUAUACUUGUUUCACACUUCAACUAUGAACUUUAAUUAAAUUUGCACAGUUGCUUUUGUUUCAUUUUCUUUUUUCAGAUUCUAUUGAAUGAUGAAAUUAUUCAUUAUUGUCUUUAUGUCACAAACAGGGUCCUGGAGCCAUUGCUUUUUCCUCUCUAAAAGAAAUUGGUAUCCUGCUCAGUCCCCUUCUACCUUAAUGUGCUUUACAGAUAUAACAGAAUAAAAAUCAUUCUUCCCUGAAACAUUCAUCUCUCCCUGUAGGAGAAUACUUUGUGUAUUCAUAAGACAUUCAGACUUACCUUGCUUUUUCUGAGGAGGCACCCAGGUAGAAUAGUGAAUUAGUCCAGGCAAAAGUUUUUCAGAUUUGGGAAGAUAAGGAAAUACAAUGGCAUGUGUCCAGGUCACCUGUGAAAACUGCAGGCAUAACUAUUAUAAAAAGCUAGUGGUUAGGUAUCAAGAUAUUGUCAGUUGCCCAUUGUAAAAGUUAAGAAAGUUGCUUUGGCUGUAAUCCUAUGCAUACAUCCCUGGGAGUAAGUUGCAUUAAACUUAUUUUAAGGUUUUUUUCUGAACAGACCUGCAUUUCCCUCCUUCUAUUCAUGUUUUACAUCUUUUAUGUCAGCCUGUGCAUAAAAGUGGGGGAUAAUGGCUUUUGUUCUUGAUGUUGCCUAAAUUUUGAAUAUUAACAAGGAUGACAAAAUUAAAACUAUUCCUUUCUGAAAUCAUGUUUUUUUAUUAUGUAAAACUGUCAAGCUUUAUAUGCAGUGGAAGAAAAUUAUCCAAGGGAAGUAGGGUUUUGAUCUGGGGUUUUGGUGGUGAGAAAGACAUCCAUAAGUGCUUUGUUAUGCUUCUCAUCUGUAAUGACUUCAAAGCAUGCACACCUAAUUGGUCUAAUACGACAAAUGUCAACUCUAAUUAAUACUCUGGAUUCGUUAUGCUACAAAGGCCAUCUUAAAAUUUUCCAUUUACAAAGUCACAUUUCUUUAAAACAGCAAAAACUUUCCCAGAUGAUUAAUUUCACUUUGACAGAAGAGGACUGAAGUGCACCUUUCUAAAGUCAAUUGUUGUAGGAUUAUGUCAGAUCAUGCUAUCAGUACACACUAAAAGCUCAAACAUGCUGAAGAGAAGCACAGACAAAUGAAUUUUACUUUAUUACUG
This is a messenger RNA of Rhineura floridana, 3921 nucleotides long. It is a transcript of the gene TBCCD1, whose product is annotated as TBCC domain containing 1. Gene Ontology annotation, biological process: maintenance of centrosome location; maintenance of Golgi location. The coding region runs from base 680 to 2356 and encodes 558 amino acids. The record is from RefSeq and is a predicted model, not a curated record. Gene Ontology annotation, cellular component: spindle pole centrosome. NCBI's taxonomy places the organism in Eukaryota, Metazoa, Chordata, Lepidosauria, Squamata, Rhineuridae. The transcript has 8 exons.